AUGCUUAGAACUUCCGUUAGACAAUUCUCCAAGAGUACUGUGGGUCUUGACAAGAUUAAGGUCAAGAAUCCCAUUGUGGAAUUAGAUGGUGAUGAAAUGACUAGAAUCAUCUGGUCUAGAAUCAAGGACCAAUUAGUCGUACCAUACUUGGACGUUGAUUUGAAGUACUACGAUUUGGGUAUCCAAGCAAGGGAUAAGACUAGUGAUCAGAUCACUGUAGAUGCUGCUAAUGCUAUCCGUGAAUACGGUGUUGGUGUCAAGUGUGCUACAAUUACUCCUGAUGAAGCUAGAGUUAAAGAAUUUGGCUUGAAGAAAAUGUGGUUAUCCCCCAAUGGUACCAUCAGAAACAUCCUUGGUGGUACAGUUUUCAGAGAAUCCAUUAUCAUCCCCAGAAUUCCUAGAUUAGUACCAGGUUGGGAAAAGCCAAUUGUCAUUGGUAGACAUGCUCAUGGUGAUCAAUAUAAGGCCACUGAUUUGGUCAUUAGUGAACCUGGUAAAUUGGAAAUGACUUUCACCCCUAAAUCUGGGGGUGAACCAAUUACCAGAGAAAUCUAUAACUACCAAGGACCAGGCGUUGGUUUGGCCAUGUACAACACUGAUGAAUCUAUUACUGGAUUUGCACACUCUUCAUUCAAGAUGGCUUUGAGUACUAAGUUACCAUUAUACUUAUCUACCAAGAACACCAUUUUAAAGAGAUACGACGGUAGAUUCAAGGAUAUCUUUGCCGAAGUAUAUGAUUCCUUCUACAAGGACCAGUUCGAAUCUGCUGGAUUGUGGUACGAACAUAGAUUGAUUGAUGAUAUGGUUGCUCAAAUGAUCAAAUCUAAGGGUGGGUUCGUUAUGGCUUUGAAGAACUAUGAUGGUGAUGUUCAAUCUGAUAUUGUUGCUCAAGGGUUCGGAUCAUUAGGUUUGAUGACUUCAGCUUUGAUGACCCCCGACGGUAAGGCUUAUGAAUCUGAAGCUGCUCAUGGAACUGUCACUAGACAUUACAGACAACAUCAACAAGGUAAGGAAACAUCCACCAACUCCAUUGCCUCUAUUUUUGCUUGGUCAAGAGGUAUUGCUCAAAGAGGUCGUGUUGAUGGAACUCCCGAAGUUGUCGACUUUGCUAACUUAUUGGAAAAGGCCACCAUUGACACCGUUCAAGAAGAUGGUAUUAUGACCAAGGAUUUGGCUUUGGCUUGUGGUAAGACUGAGAGAUCAGCUUAUGUUACUACCACCGAGUUCUUGGAUGCUGUUGCUGACAAGUUGAAGGCUUACAAGAAGUAA
Molecule: messenger RNA, 1269 nt
Organism: Lizanozyma spartinae
Lineage: Eukaryota; Fungi; Ascomycota; Pichiomycetes; Serinales; Debaryomycetaceae
Gene: IDP1
Product: isocitrate dehydrogenase (NADP(+))
Exons: 1
Coding region: 1-1269 (422 amino acids)
Biological process (GO): isocitrate metabolic process
Cellular component (GO): mitochondrion
Molecular function (GO): isocitrate dehydrogenase (NADP+) activity; magnesium ion binding; NAD binding
Source: RefSeq, a predicted model, not a curated record